CUCCGCCGCCGUCCGGUGACAAGCAGAGUCCGCGGGCCGCCUCGGCCCCCCGCGACCCCACCAUGGUACGCGCCAGCCCUGUGGGGACGCAUCUCCCCGCGUCCGGCUUGGACAUUUUCGGGGACCUAAGGAAGAUGAACAAGCGCCAGCUCUACUACCAGGUGCUGAACUUCGCCAUGAUCGUGUCCUCCGCGCUCAUGAUCUGGAAAGGCUUGAUCGUCCUCACAGGCAGCGAGAGCCCCAUUGUGGUGGUGCUGAGUGGCAGCAUGGAGCCGGCCUUCCACCGCGGAGACCUCCUCUUCCUGACCAACUUCCGGGAAGACCCCAUUAGAGCCGGCGAGAUCGUCGUCUUCAAAGUCGAAGGGCGAGACAUUCCAAUUGUGCACAGAGUCAUCAAAGUCCAUGAAAAGGAUAAUGGCGACAUCAAGUUCCUGACCAAAGGUGAUAAUAACGAGGUGGAUGACAGAGGCUUGUACAAGGAAGGCCAGAACUGGCUGGAAAAGAAGGACGUGGUGGGAAGAGCAAGAGGGUUUUUACCCUAUGUCGGUAUGGUUACCAUAAUAAUGAAUGACUAUCCAAAAUUCAAGUACGCCCUGCUGGCUGUGAUGGGCGCCUAUGUGCUACUCAAACGCGAGUCCUGAACCACGAAGGCGGGAGUUCUGCUGCCAGAUGAAAUGCAUUGUGCUAAAAAAGAGAAACUAAUAUAUCUGAGAUGCUCCUUGUUCUGCAUAAAGGGACCCAGUCCAGAGACCUUUUUUUCUUGCCCAAAUAAACGCUUCCUCGGUAA
Molecule: messenger RNA, 787 nt
Organism: Echinops telfairi (small Madagascar hedgehog)
Lineage: Eukaryota; Metazoa; Chordata; Mammalia; Afrosoricida; Tenrecidae
Gene: SEC11C
Product: SEC11 homolog C, signal peptidase complex subunit
Exons: 6
Coding region: 63-641 (192 amino acids)
Cellular component (GO): membrane; signal peptidase complex
Molecular function (GO): serine-type endopeptidase activity
Source: RefSeq, a predicted model, not a curated record